Molecule: messenger RNA, 2147 nt
Organism: Erythranthe guttata (spotted monkey flower)
Lineage: Eukaryota; Viridiplantae; Streptophyta; Magnoliopsida; Lamiales; Phrymaceae
Product: eukaryotic translation initiation factor 3 subunit D
Biological process (GO): translational initiation
Cellular component (GO): eukaryotic translation initiation factor 3 complex; cytoplasm
Molecular function (GO): translation initiation factor activity
Source: RefSeq, a predicted model, not a curated record
AAAUUAGGGUUUUUCUUCUCCCCCUCUCACAAAACCAAGCAACAGUAAUUCAGAUCACAGCAGAAGGAUAAAACAUGGUAGGUUUCGAAGUCGGCUCGGUGCCAUUCAAUCCCGAUGGCUGGGGUCCGCCGGAUUCCGCCGCCGCCACGCUCUCCCUCCCCAAUCAGCCAUCCAACGUCCCCUUCGCCCCGUUCUCCCGCUCCGAGAAGAUCGGCCGCAUCGCCGACUGGACCAGGAACUUCUCCAAUCAGGGGAGGCCCGGUUCCAAGCACGGCGCUCACCACCAAUCCGAUUCCGCCUUCGAUUUCUCCGGCGACGACUCCUUCGCAAGCCUAGCCGCCGACGAUGACUCCUCGUUCCGCCUCGUGGACACCUCCGCCAAAUCUCACCACCACAACCCUAACCGCCCCAAAUUCAACCCUAGGUGGAGGUUCAACUCCUACAACAACGCCCGCUCUCAGCUCCCGCAGCGCCGCGACGAGGAGGUCGAGGCCAAAAAGCGCGACGCCGAGAAGGAGCGCGCCCGCCGCGACAGGAUGUACAACAACCGCUCGCAGAUGCCCCAGCGCCGCGAAUCUUCUGUUUUCAAGUCCUCCGUCGACAUUCAGCCUGAAUGGAAUAUGCUGGAUCAGAUUCCAUUCUCCACCUUUUCGAAACUAUCCUUUUCGGUUCCCGAACCAGAAGAUCUGCUUAUCUGCGGAGGGCUCGAGUUCUACGACAGGGCUUACGAUCGGAUUACACCGAAGAACUGCCGUCCACUGGAGCGUUUCAAGAACCGGAAUUUCUUCAAAGUCACAACCACUGACGACCCCGUUAUUCGUCGUUUGGCGAAUGAGGAUAAAGCCACAGUCUUUGCCACAGAUUCAAUUUUGUCGACUCUAAUGUGCGCCUCUAGAUCCGUUUACUCAUGGGACAUUGUGGUUCAGCGCGUGGGGAACAAGUUGUUCUUCGAUAAGCGAGACGGGUCCCAAUUGGAUUUGCUCGCUGUCCACGAGACUUCACAGGAGCCUUUGCCUGAUCUUAAGGACGACAUUAACUCUAUACACUCGUUGAGCGUCGAAGCUGCUUACAUUAACCAGAACUUUUCGCAGCAGGUUUUGAUUAGGGAUGGUAACAAAGUCACCUUUGACGAGUCCAACCCGUUUGCUAGUGAAGGAGAGGAGGUUGCCCCAGUUGGCUAUCGUUAUAGAAGGUGGAAAUUGGAUAAUGAAAUGUAUCUCGUCUCACGGUGUGAAGUGCAGAGUGUGGUGGAUAUUAAUAACCAGAGGUCGUUUUUGACGCUCAAUGCUUUGAACGAGUUCGAUUCCAAGUAUUCCGGCGUCGACUGGAGGCAGAAGCUGGAGACACAACGAGGUGCUGUAUUGGCAACUGAAUUGAAGAACAACGCGAAUAAGUUGGCGAAAUGGACCGCACAGGCUCUCUUGGCCGGAGCUGAUAUGAUGAAGCUGGGAUAUGUUUCUAGGGUUCACCCAAGGGAUCAUUUCAAUCAUGUGAUAUUGGCUGUUGUGGGGUACAAGCCGAAGGAUUUUGCCACACAGAUCAAUCUCAACACUUCUAAUAUGUGGGGUAUAGUGAAGAGUAUUGUGGACUUGUGCAUGAAAUUGGAUGAAGGAAAGUAUGUGCUUGUUAAGGAUCCAACGAAGCCGCAGGUGAGAAUAUAUGAUGUCCCACAGGAUGCAUUUGAUAAUGAUUACGUGGAAGAGCCUUUGCCGGAGGAUGAACAGGCUCAGCCUCCUGCUGAGGAUGUAGAUGGUGAGCUGGCAAAUGCGAUAACAAACGAUGUUGAAGCCAAGGAGAUAAUAGAAGAAGUUGCUUAAGGGGCUACAAGUUUUAGGAGUAUCUUCAGCUUUCGUUUUUGCCCUUUUGAGACGUGGGAGAAGAGGAACAAGAGAAAGCCGAGCCGAAUCUUUUAACUGUUUCUUUUUCUUUGGUAUUUAUCCUCAUAUACUCCUCUACUUAAAUCUUUGAUAGCUGUAAACAUAUUGUCUCUUCUCAGGAUUUAAUCCUCCACUGUGGGAUAUGAGGUUUCUUAGGUUUUUACCUGCCUUGAUGUUAUGUUGUUGGAUUGAAAAUUUUGACUUUAUUGUCUCUAUUUUGACUUUGAGAUGUUUUGCUUAUGUUAAUGUUGAGAUUUCAGCUUUGUUUCA